Apiotrichum porosum is the source of this 2508-nucleotide messenger RNA. It is a transcript of the gene MSC2, whose product is annotated as putative zinc transporter msc2. Lineage: Eukaryota; Fungi; Basidiomycota; Tremellomycetes; Trichosporonales; Trichosporonaceae. Gene Ontology annotation, molecular function: zinc ion transmembrane transporter activity. Gene Ontology annotation, cellular component: Golgi apparatus; membrane. The record is from RefSeq and is a predicted model, not a curated record. The transcript is spliced from 5 exons. Gene Ontology annotation, biological process: zinc ion transport; transmembrane transport; intracellular zinc ion homeostasis. Bases 1 to 2508 code for a protein of 835 amino acids.
AUGUCAGCGUCGCAGCUCGCCAUGACGGCAAUGGGCCGUCAGCCCCUGCGACAGAACAACGGCUGGUCUGCGGCCCUCCUCCCCGCCGCCGCGGUGCUGGCCGCUCGCGCUCUACUUGCGCCUGGACCGCUCGCUCCAGCACACUACCUCGCUGCCCACAGCCAUGACAGUGCCGACGACCACGGUAGUGCGCACGGACACGCCGCAGGCCUCGCUUCAGGCAUUGGUCUCAUUGGCACUGGUGCGACCGGCAUACCGGCGCGAGCGAACGGCCCGUCCGACGGCAUGUUUGGCUCAGCCACCCAUGCAGUCGGUGCAGCAGCAUUCAUUGCGCUUGCUCGGUGUAUCUGGGCACUGGCGGCUGGCAAGCGGCGAGGUGGCGGUGGACUGAAGGGCGCUCCCGGCGAGGUCCUUCUCAGCGCUGCACAGGCAGCAUUCUUUGGUAUCGCCAUCGGCCGAGUCGGCGCCUUACGCAUCGAGCUGUGUGACCAGUGGGGGCUGGGCCCCUGUCAUUUAGCCCAUGUGCUUGACAGGAGAGCGUCUAACGAUGGUUUCCUCAAAAAUAAACCCCAUUUGCGUCCUCUGCGAGAUUGGCAGCUGACAGGCAGUGCGACGAUCCUGACGGUGGUCUCGGCAUCGCUCACGUCCAACACUACACCUCCGACACUCAUCAGCGGUCUCGCCGCGCUUGCUGCUGUGUGUGGCCUGCAGGCGUUGCAAGAUGAGGUUGGUGCAGCUGCCUGCGUAGUUCUUGCCGCACUGAGUGCAGGCCUGGCGCAUCUCGGCCGCAAGGGUCGCGGAGGACGGAGGGACGACCAGAUGGCCCUUAUUGGCGUCACCGUCAUCUCCGUUCUCGGUCUGGUGCUUGCAGCUCCUGUAAGCAGCCUCUCUUCAUUCGCUUCGGCGAUUCUUGCCACGGGCUUGGCAGCCUACCUCCCGCUCUACACUUCUCCUGCACCUCCUCUUUCCCUUGUCGCCAUUGCCGGCGGACAGUUGUUCCGCCUCGCUCCCACCCCCAAGCCAAUGGACUGGCUCCUCCUUCCACUGUCCAUUGCCUCAGCGUGGCCGCGUGCCGCCCGUCCCUCGACGUCUAGCUGGUCGUUUUCAAAGUCUGCGGCAGCUGUCACAACUGGGAGCCACUGGCACGUCAUGGCUCUUCUUCCUCUUGCGUGGCGGCCCCACCUGUCGACAAUCCUCAGGACACCAGCCAGCAGGAAGAUCUUUUUGUUCCUUUGCGUCAACCUUGCGUAUAUGGGGGUGCAGAUGGCCUAUGGCGUUAUCACCAACUCACUCGGGCUGAUCUCUGAUGCUAUUCAUAUGCUCUUUGACUGUCUUGGUCUUGCUGUCGGCCUCUGGGCAUCAGUUGCCGCCACUUGGAAGCCCGACGGACAGUACACAUUCGGUUACGCGCGUGUGGAGACGCUAAGUGGCUUUGCAAAUGGCUGUUUCCUUAUUCUUAUCUCAAUCUUUAUCAUCUUUGAAGGAAUCCAGCGCAUCAUGGAACCGCCAGAGAUGGAGACCCAACAGCUACUCUUGGUGUCUUCUGUCGGACUGGCAAUCAACCUCUUUGGAAUGUACGCAACAGGAGGUCACCACCAUCACGGUCAUUCUCAUGGCCAUUCUCACGACCAUUCUCACGACCAUUCUCAUGACCAUUCUCAUGGCCAUUCUCAUGGCCAUUCUGAAGGGCAUUCGCACGAGUCGUCGGGACACGAAUCUACGCACUCUCAUAGCGGACACCUUCACUCUCACGCCGAACAUUGUUCCUCUUCGACCCAUGACCAUGGCCAUGGCCAUGGCCAUGACCAUUCGACGCACGACCAUGACCAUUCGUCUCACGACCACAGCCAUUCGACACACGACCACAGCCAUUCGUCGCACGACCACAGCCAUUCGUCUCACAACCACAGUCAUUCGACACACGACCACAGCCAUUCGCAUCACGGCAACGGACCGGCGAGAGUUCACGAGGAGCACGACCACGAUUCUUCCGAAUCUUCGGACAGUGAAGCAGACCACGGACACGGGGGACACCACCAUCACUCCCACAACAUGCAGGGCGUCUUCCUGCACGUCCUGGCGGACACGCUGGGCUCUGUCGGUGUCAUCUUGUCAACAAUGAUGAUCCGGUGGACAGGAUGGACGGGCUGGGACCCGCUCGCAUCCUUGUUUAUCGCUGCCCUCAUUCUUGCCAGUGUUCUUCCGCUGGUCAUAGACUCGGCGAAGGUCCUGGCCCUGGAACUGGACGACAAGCCGCUCCGUUCCGCUCUGACAAAGGUCAAUGCCCUGCCCGGCGUGGCUUCGUACUCGGCCCCGCGGUUCUGGCCCAAGGGCGAGGGUCUCGUUGUUGGCAGUAUUCAUAUCCAGCUCGCGUCUGGUCCCGGUGUCACCGUGGACAAUGUCGCAAAGAGCGUCGAACGGACGCUUAAAAAAGUCGUUCCGGGCCUCACCGAGGUUGUCGUCCAGAUCGAGGAGGGACGGUUCUGUACUUGCAUGACUGGGCAGUAG